GCCCGAGAAGUACGGAAAUAGUGUCCUCUGCGUGUUUUCUUUGUAAUUUAGCGAAUGUAGUAGUAUGCCAUCCGGGAACUUUUGACAUACUAACCCUAUCCAUUCUUUGAAAAAUAACCAUACUACAUACUCAAAUUACGUUACAAAUAGUACGGGUAUUCGAACGCUUUCUAAAAAGAAGGAAAGACAAAAUGGUUGUAAAGUUAAUUGAAGCUGGAUCGACUGGAGUUGGUUAGCGAGAUAACCUUGGGAUAUUCUAAACUGAAAAACAACAAUACAGCAAACACGGAACUGUUCAUUUGUGUCUGAAGAAUCGUUUAGAUGGUGUGUUGAUGGUUCAAGUUUUUUCCCUAAAUAUUUUGGGCUUUUGUCUCGACUGACGAAUAUCGAUUGCCUUGAUUAGCUACCAUUUGCUUAUUGGCUGUGGUUUUCAUCAACUUUUUUCACAGCAUCAACUAACGCCAAGUUAACACAAUUAGGCAGUUGAAAACUACAGCAUGUCAGGAUCUGAGUGGAUUUGUGGUGAUGGCAGAGCGUCGUGUGGAGUGCUAAUGGAAGAGGCACGUCGCAGAGCAGCUGAAGCAGAGGGACCGUGUGCAGCGGCAUGCCUUCGAGGAGAUCAUCCACCAAUGUUAGUGCCCAUACCAUGUCUCCGUGUUCAAGAUGCUGUUUAUUGACUGGUUUUUGUUUCUGCUGCCUGUGCAGUUUCCCAGAAAGUGUUUGAAGGACAUAUUUGUGGUGUUAUCAGAUAACCAUCUCCUGGAGAAGUCCAAUCUACAGGCUGUCCUUUCAGAGAGAUACCAGUCGGAUAAAUAUGACUUUCAGAACAGACAUGAUGGCAUGUAGGCCAGAAAUACCUUGCUUGUGAAAAAUUCUAAACGGAAUCCUUGGGACGACUGUCACCCUGUUGAAGUUGAAACUGUUAAGCCCGGGGUGGACUCAAGUCGCAGCGACACCUUACAGCAGGAGAUGGCCCAGAUGCGAAUCAGGCACCAUGAGGUACUGACAGAGCUUCAUAAGAAACGGGGAGAGGUCGCUGUGAGCCGAAGGGUGCUUUGACUGGCAGCAACUCCGGGAUCACCAGUAUAGUUUGACAGUGCUGGCUCCUACUUGCUGGCUGCGUCCAAUGACUUUUCCAGUAGGCUGUGUGCUGUGGAUGACUACAGACUGAGGGCUGCGGGAAUGCUAUCGUCCAAGAAGGGGAGUGUGGCUAGGAUGUACAAGGCAAGUCUCUCUCUCUCCAGAAUGCGAUCUCCAGCCAUUUUCACACACUGACAGGCCACAGCGGGAAGGUGCUAGCGGCUCGUUUUCUCCUGGACAACACUCGCAUCGUCUCCGGGAGCUACAACAGGACUUUAAAAUUGUGGGACCUGCGCAGCAAAGUCUGCAUGAAGACUGUGUUUGCUGAUCCAGCUGUAAUGACAUAGUCUGCACAGAGCAGUGUGUCAUGAGUGGCCAGUUCGAUAAGAAAGUGCGGUUCUGGGACAUCAGUGCUCAGGGCUUCAAUUGUGGCACUGACUGGACCAGAGUCACCUUCAGUCCCGAUGGCAGUUAUGUGGCGGGGGGGCUCUGCAGACUGAGUGCUGUAUGUGUGGAACGUCCUGACGGGCAAGUUGGACCGCACCCUGGGCCAGAACCACUGACGAUCCUGAAGGAGGGCAAAUUGGUAAAACAGACCAAUUCGUUCCAGCGCUGGAAGAGACGCUACUUCAAACUGCGUGGGAGGACUCUGUACUAUGCCAAGACUGCCAAGUCCAUCAUCUUUGAUGAGGUUGACCUGACAGAUGCGAGCGUGGCCGAAUCCAGCACUAAGAACGUCAACAAUAGUUUCACUAUCAUCACUCCUUGUCGCCGGCUGAUUCUGUGUGCAGAGAACAGGAAAGAGAUGGAGGACUGGAUGGCAGCCCUGAAGAGCGUUCAGAACAGAGAACACUUUGAGUCCACCCAGUAUAGCAUGGAUCACUUCUCUGGGAUGCAUAACUGGUACGCCUGCUCCCACGCCCGCCCCACCUACUGCAACGUGUGCCGCGAGGCCCUGUCCGGAGUCACCUCGCACGGACUGUCCUGUGAAGUGUGUAAGUUCAAGGCCCACAAACGUUGUGCUGUCCGAGCGACCAACAACUGCAAAUGGACUACUCUGGCAUCCAUUGGGAAGGACAUCAUCGAAGAUGAGGAUGGGAUCUCUAUGCCUCACCAGUGGCUGGAGGGCAACCUGCCAGUUAGUGCUAAGUGUACAGUGUGUGACAAGACGUGUGGCAGUGUCCUCCGACUGCAGGAUUGGCGCUGCCUCUGGUGCAAGGCCAUGGUGCACACGCUGUGUAAGGAGCAGCUGUCCACUAAGUGUCCCUUGGGGCAGUGUAAGGUUUCGGUCAUCCCCCCCACAGCCCUCAACAGCAUCGACUCCGACGGGUUCUGGAAGGCCACCUGCCCGCCUUCCUGCACCAGCCCUCUCCUGGUGUUCGUCAACAGUAAGAGUGGAGACAACCAGGGCAUCAAGUUCCUGCGCCGCUUUAAACAGCUGCUCAACCCUGCCCAAGUCUUUGACCUCAUGAACGGUGGGCCGCACCUUGGUUUACGGCUCUUCCAGAAGUUCGACACGUUCCGGAUCCUGGUUUGUGGGGGUGACGGCAGCGUGGGCUGGGUCCUCUCUGAGAUCGACACACUGACGCUCCACAAACAAUGCCAGCUGGGUGUUCUGCCCCUGGGGACAGGAAAUGACCUCGCCCGCGUCCUGGGCUGGGGCUCGGCCUGUGACGAUGACGCACAGCUGCCUCAAAUACUGGAGAAGCUUGAGAGGGCCAGCACCAAGAUGCUUGACAGGUGGAGUAUUAUGGUGUAUGAGACAAAGUUCCCACGGCAACAUUCCAGCUCUACGGUGACAGAGGAUUGCAGCGAUGACUCUGAGGUGCAACAGAUUCUGACCUACGAAGACUCUGUGGCAGCCCACCUGUCCAAGAUCUUGACUUCAGAUCAGCACUCAGUGGUCAUCUCCUCAGCUAAGGUACUGUGUGAAACAGUGAAGGACUUUGUGGCUCGAGUGGGGAAGGCCUACGAGAAGAACAAGGAGAGCUCCGAGGAGUCAGAGGCUAUGGCCAAGAAGUGUGGGGUUCUGAGGGAAAAGCUGGACUCGCUGCUGAAGACGCUCAACGAGGAGGCGCAGGCAUCUACUAUGAUGCCUGCCCCCCCCCCCACCAUCGCUGAGGAGCAGGAGGAGGGCGAGGGAGUUCUGGUGCCAUCGUCGCCCGCACCCGCCACCAUCUCGUGCUCCCCCAGGCCCCUGACGGCCAUCUUUAAACCCAGGGAACAGCUGAUGCUGAGAGCCAACAGCCUGAAGAAAGCCAUCAGGCAGAUAAUCGAGCACACUGAGAAAGCGGUGGACGAGCAGAAUGCCCAGACUCAGGAGGUGUUUGCUCUGGGGGUGGAGGAGGAAGAGGAGGAGGAAGAGCAGGACAAGCUGUCUCUGCAGUCGUCCUACAGCGGGAACGCCUGUAACAGCACCAGGGGCCAUCCAGUCCGCAGAGUGUCCAAGACUCCUUGUGAGAAGCUCAUCAGCAAAGGAAGCCUGUCAGUGGGCAGUUCUGCGUUACUUCCCGCCCAGACAGGAAGUCGCGAGAACAUGCCGAUGCUCAACACCAAGAUCCUCUACCCAAGUCUCAAGGCUGGUAUCUCUGGCUCCCUCUCCAGCAGUUCAGUCAUCAGCAGACUGCUGGUCAAUGCUGACUCCUUCAGCUGCGACCCAGAGACCUUUGACUGCUACACUGAGAAAUGUGUGAUGAACAACUACUUUGGGAUCGGCCUGGAUGCUAAGAUCUCACUGGACUUCAACAAUAAGAGGGAUGAGCAUCCAGAGAAGUGCAGGAGUCGCACCAAAAACAUGAUGUGGUACGGGGUUCUGGGCACCAAGGAGUUGCUGCAUCGCACCUACAAGAACCUAGAGCAGAAGGUAUUGUUGGAGUGCGACGGGAGGCCUAUCCCCCUCCCCAGCCUGCAGGGCAUAGCUGUCCUGAACAUCCCAAGCUAUGCAGGCGGCACCAACUUCUGGGGCGGGACCAAAGAGGAUGAUACGUUCACGGCGCCGUCCUUUGACGAUAAGAUCCUGGAGGUGGUGGCGGUGUUUGGCAGCAUUCAAAUGGCUGUGUCCAGAGUCAUCAACCUGCAGCACCACCGUAUCGCACAGUGUCGUACAGUGAAGAUCACCAUCCUUGGGGAUGAGGGCGUGCCGGUGCAGGUGGACGGAGAGGCCUGGGUCCAGCCCCCGGGUUACAUCAAGAUUAUCCACAAGAACCGAACGCAGACUCUCACCAGAGACCGAGCCUUCGAGAGCACGCUGAAGUCGUGGGAAGACAAGCAGAGGUGCGAGUUCCCCCGGCCGCUACCCCAGUAUGCAUUGCAGCCGGAGAUCGUAUCCGAGGAAGAAGCCUCCCAGAUCAACCUGUUUGGACAGGCGGCCGGCGCCCUCAUCCACAGUAUCCGAGAAAUCGCUCAGUCCCACCACAGUAUGGAGCAGGAGCUGGCCCAUGCCGUCAACGCAAGCUCAAAGGCCAUGGACGUGGUCUACGCCAAUUCCAAGAGCACAGGGGGUCUGAACUGCAGUGUUGUGGUUCAGAUGGUCAGUAACGUCAAGGCCCUUCACAGUGAGACAGAGCUGCUACUGGCAGGCAAGAUGUGCCUGCAGUUGGAUCCUCCUCAGAAGGAGCAGUUAACUGGAGCCCUGGGAACUGUGGCCCAGCAGCUACGCAGACUCCCAGACAUACCCUGGCUGUGUCAGCUCAUCGAACCUGGGGAUGAUGAGGGACACCUGACGGAUUUCUCCAAGCGCAGCCGCAGUGCCAAGUUCCGUCUCGUCCCCAAGUUCAAGAAGGACAAAAACAACAAGAACAAGGAGGCCUGUGCCACUCUCACACUGCCAGUGCACCAGUGGGGCACAGAGGAGGUAGCCGCCUGGCUGGAGCUCAUCUGUCUCACCGAGUACAAGGAGAUCUUUAUUGGGCACGACGUGCGCGGCGCCGAGCUGCUGCACCUGGAGAGGAGGGAUCUCAAGGACUUGGGGGUGACGAAGGUUGGUCACAUGAAGCGUAUUCUCCAGGGUAUCAGAGAGUUGAGUCGCAGCAGCACUGCCAGCGAAGCCUAGGCUCUCUCCUGUACAACUGUGUGUGCUGCACCAGACCCUCUACCUAAACUGACUGUACCCAGCCAUGCUGUACACACACCUACCGAGCCUUGAACAGCUUGAACCCAACGGGACCUCUAUACACUCAAAUAUGGAUAUGAGUUUAGUCAACCAAUAAAAUUUACCACAGUGCCUUUCUUCACACCCCAUCUCUGCAGCGUCCAUGUCUGGGAUCAACCAACUGAACUGCAAACGGAGGAGGCCAAACCACUAUCGCCACUGGGGAGGGGUGUUCAAUGAUGUCAGUUAAGAGUAGAAGGUCAGGAGAGAUUGCAGAGAAUCCAAUCGGGCUGACUACCAGGAACAAAGUCUGCUGACAGAAAAACUCAACUACCCAGAAUGCCUUAUCAACAAACCAGCGCCAGACUCCACCAAUUAACGUUUGACCAAUUGACCUUUUUAAACAGUUGAUACAUUUCAGAAGCUUGUUUGCCAAGUCAAGGAAGAUUCAGAAACUAGCAAGGCUGCAUCUCAAAUGACCCUAUUCCUCAUAUAGGACACUAUUUUUGACCAGAGCUUCAUAGGUCAAGAGGUAAUGCACUGCAUGAUACUAGGAGGUGUCUUUUGAACAUAUAGAGUGGGCACCAUAGGUUAUAUUUCCAUAGUUUCCACUGACUGGAUCAUGGAAAAUACUUAUGGAAGAGGCUGAGUUUUUCUAUUGAAAUAUGCAUCUAUUUAUUUCUUAUGCGUUGUACUGGAUAUGUUGAGUUUGAAUGUGUUUGAACCAGAAUGUUUCUGAAAAUGACGUGGGAUGCCAGGUAAUAUGUUCCCAAAAGAAAAACAGAUAGACUGGAAGAGGUCUGAACUACAAGGAUAAGCAGCGACAAUCAACCAAUCACUCCAACAACCUUCGGCCUUUUCCCAGGUGCAUGUGUAAUUUCUCUUUCUCCUCCAUCUCUCAUAGUCCCUGUCCUUUUUAUAUGAAUAACAAUUACAAUUCUAACUACCUAGGUUGAAUGCGGGGCUGGUAAAUUAGACGAAAGCGACGACCCUGCUUUGUCACCAAAUGUCAUUUUAGAGAGUGAUGGGCCCCCGAUGUUCGUGUUUAUUAUUGCACAUCAGAGAUUCAGGUAGUCUCCCCAUUUCAAAAGGUUUCCCUCCUACUGAACACAACACUUAUGUAUUGUAGGGAAAAGCUAAACUUGACCAUGCCUUAAAUAAUCUACAAACUGUCACAUAUCAGGCAGAUCUCUUGGUGUGUGGAGCAUGUCAAUAAGAUCAUUUUUCGAACACUGCCUUAAGAUGAUUCACCUCGGUUAAAGUAGUUUCCCGGACCCAGGUUAAGCCUAUUUCUGGAUUAAACAUGCACACUCAAUGGAGAAUCUACCUCGAAAGUGCUUUUUAGUCCAAGAGUGGGCUCAAUCUGGGUCCAAGAAACUGUCCGGUAAUGUUUAAGGCCUCUGGUUUUUCCUGACCAUGUUAUAUCCUGAAACUCAAAUCAACCACUAGUCCCUACCCCUGUGGGCAUUUGUGUAGAUAUGACAGGAUUGGAUCGGUCAAUAAACAAUAUGGUGGCAGCUCAGUUUUGCCCCCCGACAGGCCAGGUGGAAUUGUCGCCAAUGGCUUAUACCUAUCCUCUUAGGUCUGCACAAACGAAUAGGAGGUAGGGAUUAAGGGUUUAUUUGGGAUUCGGUAAUAUCUAGGGUAUAAUAAGUAUGGCCCAGUGUUCUUCCUGGUCAAGUCCCUGGGUCAGGAGACACUCUUUGGCCUAGUCAUGUUCUCUCCCACUCAGUCCCGUGUGGAUGUCCAGGUUCUGUUUUAUGUCUGGCUGUGCAGUGAUGCAAUUGUUUUCAUUAUGGUCUGUAUGGUCAUAUAAUUUCCCUCCUCGCAACAUUUGGGGUUGUCCUUUUCUUCUUUGCUUGUCGAGAACCCCUGGGAAGCGGUCUCUUCCGUUCCAGUAUUUAUUGAUAAUUUAUACAUUAGAAAUAAUACUGUAUGCUAUACCUCUUUUUUCCAUGUACAUAAGCCCGACCCACUUGGUUGUAAAUAUGUCUGUCUUGUAUAUUGAAAUAUCGCCAUCCUGUAAUAAAAAUGGUAUAUGUGUGA
This is a messenger RNA of Oncorhynchus nerka (sockeye salmon), 7216 nucleotides long. RefSeq names its product diacylglycerol kinase delta. Gene Ontology annotation, biological process: lipid phosphorylation; diacylglycerol metabolic process; intracellular signal transduction. The transcript has 39 exons. Gene Ontology annotation, molecular function: protein homodimerization activity; protein heterodimerization activity; ATP-dependent diacylglycerol kinase activity. The record is from RefSeq and is a predicted model, not a curated record. Lineage: Eukaryota; Metazoa; Chordata; Actinopteri; Salmoniformes; Salmonidae. The coding region runs from base 1448 to 5131 and encodes 1227 amino acids.